AUGUUUCCACGUAUAGCAAUAGUUGGAGCAGGUCCUUGUGGUUUGUAUUUAGCAAAAAAUUUAAGGGGCCGUGUGUCGCCCGGCGCGCGGGUCGACAUCUUCGACCGAUUGUCUCAACCUUUGGGACUAUUAAGAUUUGGAGUUGCACCAGAUACUAUCUCAAUUCGACAGAGCGGCAAAACAUUACUAGCCGGUGCCACGGAGCGUUUCUUUUUUAAUGUGCGGGUGGGAACCGAUCUUACCAUCGAUGAGUUGAUGCGUUAUUAUCACGUAUGCCUUCUUUCCUGCGGCGCUGAAUCUCCACGACCAUUUAACAUAUCAGGUGACGAUACGGAAGGCGUAUUUGACGCAUUAGACAUAGUUAGGUGUUACAACGGGCAUCCAGAUACUCCACAGACUGUACUAUCCUAUUUGCAUAAUUUAGUUCAUUUGGCUAGGCCCAUCAAGGUUUGCGUCGUUGGAAACGGUAACGUCGCACUGGAUGUAGCAAGGAUACUUCUAACACCUGCUAAGGCAUUUGAACAUACAGAUAUUAGUAGAGAGUUUUUGAAAAUCCUAGAAAGGAUCGACGUUCGCAGUGUAAGAGUCAUCGGUCGUCGUGGGAUCUUUCAGUCAUCAUUCACGAACCCAGAGCUACGCAGAAUUACAGAAACACAACACUUCAUACCUUUUACGGAUCAUGAAUACAUAGAACAGUCCUGCAAAUAUCAACCUGCAACGCUAGACCGCCGUAUUCAAAGGAGGCUUGCCCUCUUUCAACACAUUGCGAACAACUCGACGACAAUAAACGCAAAAGUGCGACAACUCCACUUCGAUUUUUUCAAGGGUGUACAUUCCAUCGAAAAAGGAGCUAAUUCGGCACUAAAGGGACUCAUUUUGGAACACAAUAUACUUGAUGAGAAUUUGAAUGCCCAUGCCACGGAAAAACGCAGUCGAGUAGAUGCGGAUAUGUUUGUCAAAUCUAUUGGGUUCCAACGUAGUCCAGAUUCGCUGCAAUUAUUGGAAAAGGUAGAUUCGAAACGAAUUUUUUCUUGUGGUUGGUUCGCUACCAACGGAAAAGGUGAUUUGUCAGCCACCUUAGCGGCAACGGUACAGUUGUCUGCGAUAAUUAGGGGAUUGAAUUUUGAUUUCCCUGUAGAAGAGGAUAUACUAGAUUUUUUCAAGGGAAAUACAAAGUUCAAAAAUGUCAGAGUUGGAAACACUGGAUGA
Babesia sp. Xinjiang is the source of this 1209-nucleotide messenger RNA. RefSeq names its product NADPH:adrenodoxin oxidoreductase. The transcript is spliced from 2 exons. The record is from RefSeq and is a predicted model, not a curated record. NCBI's taxonomy places the organism in Eukaryota, Apicomplexa, Aconoidasida, Piroplasmida, Babesiidae. The coding region runs from base 1 to 1209 and encodes 402 amino acids. Gene Ontology annotation, molecular function: oxidoreductase activity.